Messenger RNA from Ostreobium quekettii, 315 nucleotides. Lineage: Eukaryota; Viridiplantae; Chlorophyta; Ulvophyceae; Bryopsidales; Ostreobiaceae. The record is from the annotation of a GenBank genome assembly.
AUGACGGUGGCGGGCCCCGGCCUUGGGAGCGCUGCUGUGCGUGUCCUGGCGGUGGGGCAAACGCUGUGGGAUCGGGGGGUGGAUGAUUUCCUGCAUUCAACGGAAGAGAACUUGGUGGAUUUUGGAUGGCGGGACACGGAGUUGGCGGUGGCGUGUGCGGGUAGGCAUGCUGCAGCCGAGAGCCAUGGGACUGCUGUUGGAGGGGUUCUGUGCCCAGGCUGUGACAGAGAAGGCGGUGCGCAUGAUCCUUUGUCUCAAUGCGAUCGACAUGGACUCCACUGUUUGCCUGAGCCAUGUGGCCUGCUGAAGGUGUGA